UAUAGUGUCUUGAUGAAGCCCGGGGUCCAUCCCACACCUUCCAUCCUAACUACUAAUAAUUCGUCUUGUUUUGAUAACCAAACGAUCAAACUACCCUCAUUCAAUUCAUCUUCUCUUUCGAUAAGAUCGCAAAACAAUCAACCAAUUCAUCAUCUCCAAACCCUAAUUUCACCACUUCACCGAUCAAACCUUCAUCACCUCCCCCACAAAUCACACCAAAAUGACCGAUUCAACCGACAAAUUAUCAUACUUUCAAGCCAUCACAGGCGUCGAAGACAUCGAUUUAUGCACCGAAAUCCUCUCCGCCCAUAACUGGGACCUCGAACAAGCCAUCUCCACCUUCACCUCCACCUCAUCCACCGUCAAAAAUGAUAAUAAUACUCCGGCCACCACUUCCGCCGCCAGUUCCGCCACCGCCACAGGUAACAAUACUCCGAUCGAUACAUUUCAACCACCAGAAACAGUUAACAACGGUAACGGAACAAGUUUAGUCUGGAAUAUUAUUACGCUUCCGAUUACUAUAGUUUCCAGUAGCCUAGGGUUAGUUUCCAGUGCAAUUGGAUUAGGUUUUUGGAUUGCCGGUGGUGUGUUGUCCUAUACUUUAGGUGUGUUAGGGUUCGGUAGUUCGGUCUCGCCUCGUAUAAGUUCGAGUUCUGCGAAUUCGGCCGGUGCUGAGGCGGUUGAGUUUGUUGAAAUGUUUGAGAGGGAGUUUGGGAAUAGGCAUGUGAAUUUUGUAGGUGAGGGGUUUAUGGAGGUGUUGCAGCGGUCGAGGCGGGAGUUUAAGUUGAUGUUUGUGUAUUUGCAUUCGCCGGAGCAUCCGGAUACCGAGAGGUUUUGUGUGGAGACGUUGUGUUCGGAGGUGUUGUCAGAGUUUGUGAAUGAGAAUUUUGUGGCGUGGGGUGGGAGUGUUAGGGGAGUUGAAGGGUUUAAGAUGGGGAAUAGUUUGAAAGCGUCGAGGUUUCCGUUUUGUGCGGUGGUUAUGGCGGCGACGAAUCAGAGGAUCGCUUUGUUACAGCAGAUCGAGGGGCCUAAAUCCCCUGAAGAAAUGCUAACAUCGUUGCAGAGAGUUCUAGAAGAAAGCUCCACAGUCCUUGUUGCUGCAAGACUCGAGGCCGAGGAGCGUAUGAACAACAUACGUUUGAGGGAGGAACAAGAUGCCGCAUACCAAGCUGCACUUGAAGCUGAUCAAGCUAGAGAACGACAAAGAAGGGAAGAAGAAGAAAGACUAGCAAGAGAAGCUGCUGAAGCUGAGCGGAAGCAGAAAGAAGAAGAAGAGGCCCGUGCUAAAGCAGCCCGUGAAGCUGCCGAGAGAGAAGCUGCGUUGGUUAAAUUGCGUGAGGAGAAAGGUCUGUCCUUGGGCCCAGAACCCGAAAAAGGGCCCGACGUUUCACAGGUAUUGGUGAGAUUACCAAACGGGGAUCGCAAGGGUCGGAGAUUUUACUGUACUGCUACAAUACAGUCUCUAUACGACUUUGUUGACUCUUCAAGUAGCUUAGAAAUUGGAAAUUACACUCUUGCCACCAACUUCCCUCGUGUUCUCUACGGUCCGGACAAACUAUCUUUAACGCUUAAAGAGGCUGGGCUACACCCUCAGGUCAGUCUUUUUGUCGAACUGAAUUCAUGAAACUUUAAAUAGGAUUUUUUUUUGGUUUUCAGUCUUGCAAGACCAUUUCUGUUUCAUUGCAAACGUUAAGUACACAUUGACACCAAAUUGAACGUUGGUUGCCAUUUUUUGACAGUUUUUUCGGUUAGGUGACUUGUUUGGAAUCUUUUAAUAAUUUUCUUUUGUAUAUUACCAUCGUAUUUCUUUUCAAUGUA
Messenger RNA from Helianthus annuus (common sunflower), 1818 nucleotides. RefSeq names its product plant UBX domain-containing protein 10. Bases 221 to 1624 code for a protein of 467 amino acids. NCBI's taxonomy places the organism in Eukaryota, Viridiplantae, Streptophyta, Magnoliopsida, Asterales, Asteraceae. The transcript is spliced from 4 exons. The record is from RefSeq and is a predicted model, not a curated record. Gene Ontology annotation, cellular component: endoplasmic reticulum. Gene Ontology annotation, molecular function: ubiquitin binding.